CGGUGCGGAGGUACCUAGCUACGGUUACUGACUGAAACUUUCACUCUUAUCAAAAGCUGUGCGCGCACCUCACCUCAUCGCAUGUGACCGUGUUUACGCUCUAGAGUGUUUUGAAUACGCCCGGCUCUUUAACGUCUUUCCAGUGUUUGUUCUCCCCUUACAACAUUUUGCGGCUCAACUUCCUCGGGAAUUACUUUAAUUCGUAGGUAAUCAAACGCUUUCAUAAUGUCAAUUAUUAUGCUUUCGUGUCUAAACAAAAUUUAGGAUGUGUUCAUCGCAAAUACUUCAUGAAUGGCGCAUGCUGAAAUGUUUUAGAUUUUAUAUGUGAGACUCCGCUAGGAAAGGCCCGAGGAGCUAUGGCGGAUACCGGUAAAGUGACAAGUAACUCAUCAAACACCACUGGAGGCAGCAGAGAUACCCCAUCUCCACCACCAUUUCUGACCAAUGAGGAGGUGAAACGACAUUUGCACUGGAACACUUUGGUCCCGGCUACGGAGACACUCUUCGCAAAUGUAUCUCGUCACAACGAAUCAGUAAUCCAGCCACCACGGCUCAUUAUGCCGAUUUCACAGCAGAAUGCCGCACUCUUGUGCAUGCCAGCAUACCUAGCUGAAGAUAACGUACUAGCUUGCAAAGUAGUGACCAGUUUCAGAAAUAACGCUGCUCUUGGGUUGCCGUCAAUUCUGGCAACUGUCAUUUUAUUUGAUGGAAGCAACGGAGGAACAAAAAUGAUCAUGGAGGGCACAGAAAUAACAACGUGGCGAACUGCAGCAGCUUCCGUCGCUGCCACCAAAAAUCUCUUCAGAAGAAUUAAGGAUAAAGAUCUCGUCCUUGCCAUCAUGGGCUCUGGAGUUCAAGCUCAUAUCCACGCUCAAGCUUUCAUGUCUUAUUUCAGCAUUAAAGAGAUUAGAAUUUGGAACCACCGAUUUGCGGGAGCUGAAGCCCUCUGCAAACGCUUGGGUGACAUCGCAAAACCGUUUGCGGACAAAGAGGAGUGCGUUAAACCCGCUGAUUUAAUCGUGACUGCCACCUACUCGCCCACCCCCGUGGUUCACUACGACUGGCUCAAGUCGGACGCUCAUAUAAAUGCGGUCGGUUUUGGGGUGAGUCACCACUCGGAGCUGGACGAGAACACGUAUCGGAAGGCUUCCGUCUUUGUCGACAGUCUUGAUGGAGCAAAGCAAGAGCUGAAAAGCUUGCAUGAGGCCGGAAUCAAAUUCACUGAGGUCGGGGCUGUGAUAAAUGGCACCGAGAGGGUUCCUCCCAACGGCGGUGUCACCGUCUUCCAGUCGCUCGGAAUGGGUGGCGAGGACGCAAUAACGGCGAAGCUGAUUUUCAACGAUUACAUGAAACAUAAAAAUCAAGGAAAAUAAACUAUCAAUUCUUUGUCCGUCCAUUAAACAAAUGAAAAAAAUGUAAUAAUCAAAAUACAUUCUUCGCAUGUGCCAAAUUAUCAAAAUACUCAUAUAAUAUCUAUGUUGAAUAUAUUACAAUAAUACUACUUUACCCUAUACUUUAUGUGUAAUUUUCGAGGGAAGAAAUCCUUUUUUUUGAAGAACGUCGCCUAAACAGUGGCCAUCCUCAAAAAUUUCUUAUCCUCUUUUUAAAAAGUCUGAUUAUUGUCUUGUUAAUUAACUAAUAUGCAUGAUGUUACGAAAAGGGUAUGAAAUCAUUUUCUCGCCUUUGCACCCUCAUGCGGUCAAAAUUAUUAUUUACCACUCUAUUUUAUUUGCUUUUGUUAUAUUAUAUAUGUAAUAAAAAUUUCCCUCUUUCCCGGAA
Molecule: messenger RNA, 1779 nt
Organism: Bemisia tabaci
Lineage: Eukaryota; Metazoa; Arthropoda; Insecta; Hemiptera; Aleyrodidae
Product: ketimine reductase mu-crystallin
Cellular component (GO): cytoplasm
Molecular function (GO): hormone binding
Source: RefSeq, a predicted model, not a curated record